This is a messenger RNA of Betta splendens (Siamese fighting fish), 3028 nucleotides long. Its product is annotated as G2/M phase-specific E3 ubiquitin-protein ligase-like. Gene Ontology annotation, biological process: protein polyubiquitination; positive regulation of protein catabolic process; proteasome-mediated ubiquitin-dependent protein catabolic process. The record is from RefSeq and is a predicted model, not a curated record. Gene Ontology annotation, molecular function: ubiquitin-protein transferase activity. The transcript has 12 exons. Bases 218 to 2440 code for a protein of 740 amino acids. NCBI's taxonomy places the organism in Eukaryota, Metazoa, Chordata, Actinopteri, Anabantiformes, Osphronemidae. Gene Ontology annotation, cellular component: nucleus.
UUAAAUGUAACAGUUAAAUGUUGGCCAAGUGUAAAACUGAAUAUUCAUGAUAUAUGCAAAUACCCUCCACCCCUACCCUCAAACGUCGCUCGUGGUGCUCAUCUCAGAUCAGUGACGCGGACUCACACACCUCAAGCCGUGCGAACAGCCCCGCCCACAUCUGACUCUGGAUCGGCGGACAAUACUGGAGGGAAAGCUGAAGUCUAAUGAAGCCAUCAUGGCCGUCAGCUCCGGCUCUCUCCCGUUAUCAGAAAUUGAACGGGCUGUAACGGCAGGUGUGCGGGCUGCACUUCAAGCUGCUGUUCCGCAGGCGUUGAAUACACCAUUAACGGUCUCCACACUACCAGAUGACACACACAGGCACCCAGGCACAGCCACUGCCAGCCUAGCUACUGCUGUCACAUCACUGAGAUCAGUCUCCACACUACCAGGUGACACACACAGGCACCCAGGCACAGCCACUGCCAGCCUAGCUACUGCUGUCACAUCACUGAGAUCAGUGCCUCUGCCAUCCAUCCCUGGACGUCACGUGUAUCGAUCAAGACACAUAAACAGAAGGCAUGUCAAAACAUACACUAAGGAAGUUGUGUGUUUGCCUUUUUCACUGGAGUCAUCACUCUUUGUUAUUCCCAGAGGAGAUUCUCGGAGUAGGUUAGCUGAAGCUGGCCUUAUUGGAAAAAUGUCAUUUUCUACUGAAUGGACUGAAGACCAAUUAAGAUGGGAAAUAACAGCUAUUUUCAGACGAGUAUUUGGGUUAUCAGAACACCAGUUAUUACCGUUUCAGUUUUUGAGCACCAUCAAGGGGUGCAAAAAACUAAUGAAACCACAGGUCACCUCCAAUUUCCCCUGGGGUGGUAAAGAAGUUGCUUCCAUGUGCUCCAACUUUUGUAUGUACAUCAUGGCAGAAAUGGAAGCUCCAUCACAGAAUUUGCUUGUGGAACUCUCUGAUGACAGUGAUUUUGAAAGCCAAGCUCCACAACUAAGGAGAUCAAGACGGACGAAUGUAUCAUCCAUAUCCCAGAGGGAACAAUAUGAAAGGCAGGAGGGUGAAGAAACCAGGCCUCAAGCUGACAUUGAGAUGGAAUUACAUGAACAGCGAGGACCGAAUCAAGCUACUACUCACUUCACAGAUUUUAUUCCUGUUUAUGUUGAUGAUGAAGAAGCCAUUGAGGAGGCCAUCAGACGCAGUCUUUCAGAAGAGGCAGGAUCUUCAUCCUUACAGGAUUCAAGAUUUGCAAGAACACUGUCCAAAGAAGAAAUAACUGGAAUUGUAAAAGCACACAGUGAGAGGGUUGUUACGACAUCUUACAAGCCAAUCUACAUCAGUCGAGGGAACCUGUGGACAACUGCCCUCAGACAGUUUAGCAGACAGAGAUUUGCUGAGAGCACUCACAUGCUAUAUGUGACCUUUGCCAGUGAUGAAGACAUCACUGAAGAUGCUGAAGACCUUGGAGGGCCUAGGCGGGAAUUCUUUCGUCUACUUGUAAAAGCCAUCUACAAGGAGAGUGGAGCUUUUGAAGAGUCUUCAAAUGGCUUUAUUCCAAGACUCAACAUUACCCAUGUGCAAAAUGGAUUGUAUCGCACUAUUGGACAGAUGAUGGCCACUAUCAUAGUCCAGGGUGGUGAGUCUCCAGCUCUGCUUUCCCCUCUUGUGGUGGGCUACCUCUUGACAGGGCACUUUCAAUUCAAUGUGACUCCAGAUGAUGUAGCUGACAUGGAGCUGAGAGAAGCCCUCAAGAAGGUUGAUCAAGCUGCAUCAAAGGAUGAGUUGGAUCAAGCCAUCGGAUACUGUGAAUCAUGGCAGUACCAAAUCGAAGGUCUUCCAAAUCCAGUCACUAUGGACAACAAGGAUGCAUUUGUGAAGAGUGCAAUACUUUUCCAUGUUCUUAUACAACGACAGAGCUGCUAUGAUCAGUUAGGUGAGGGGUUGAAGCAGUAUGAAGUUUUUUCACUUCUCAAAGAAAACCCUGGUAUUCGGGUUCUUCUUGAGAUGCCCCAAAAAUGCAACGAUGUCACAGAUGAUGAUGUAGCUACUCUUCUAAAACCUGUCUAUUCUGUUCUUGGAAGUAACAAAAGACCAAGAGAGGAGUUAUUGGUGGUCAAGUUCAGAGAGUUUCUCCAUUGUGUACAAGAGAAGGAAAUUGGGGAACGUCUUCAUGCCCGGGACCUCACUGAGGCAGAAAAGGAGUUCAUCCAGACGCUGACUGCUGGACAUAUCUUGGCCUUUGCAACAGGAAGCAGCCAAGUGCCAGCUACUGGGUUUCUUCCUAGUCCCAAACUGACUUUUGUCCAUGAUGAGACAAAACACCUUCCUGUGUCUCACACAUGCUCAAAUGAACUUCAAAUGUUUGUUAACAAAAAGAAUUUGGAAGAUGACGAUGAAUUUGAUUACCAUUUUCUGGUUGCUCUCAUGAAUGGAGCCAUUUUCAGUGCAGUGUAGUUUACAAAAUCAAAGUAAGGCUGCAUCGCUAUACGGCAAGCCAUUUUAACAUUUAAUAGCUAGUCUAGAUGUGUUGUAGAUAUAUUAUUCAAUCCUGACUAGUCCUGCAAUACGUGUCCAGGCUAGCUAUUAAGUGUUAAAAUGGCUUGCCAUACUGCUAUAGACACACAAAUAAUUCAGAGAGAUGCUCUUGCUUGUAAAGGUGUUUAUUUACUCAUUUACAAGCUUAUGGAAGACGAAUUCUUGUACUCGUUGAUAUGUUGUCUUUCCAUUGUUUCCAUCAUGUUCAAGUGGGUUAAUUGUGACAGCCAGUUCUUGCAGGUCUUGGUGGUUAAGUGGGCACAAGGAGACAGGUGCAUGCAAUGUUGAUGCUGAAUCUACUGUUAUGUUGUUCUGUGUAGCAGCAUCUGGAUGGUUUAACAGGAGCGUAUGUCUGUCUAGGGAGAACAUUUGCAGCGGUGUCCUGUUCCCUUCAGUUGAAACUGAAUGAUUGUUAAACGCUGCUUUGAAUGCAUUCAAUGUCUGAUUGAUCCUGGGAAUGUAAACAUAAUGUAGACAAAAUAAAUCUGUAUCAUUGUCAACAUCCAA